Messenger RNA from Sclerotinia borealis F-4128, 741 nucleotides. Lineage: Eukaryota; Fungi; Ascomycota; Leotiomycetes; Helotiales; Sclerotiniaceae. The record is from the annotation of a GenBank genome assembly.
AUGCAGACCCUCGCCGGAAAAGUCACCCUCGUAACCGGUGGAAGCAAAGGAAUCGGACGAGCAAUCUGUCUCCGCCUCGCACGCGACGGAGCAAAAGUAAUUGUAAACUACAGCAACAGCUCCACCGCGGCCGACGAAGUCGUAUCACUCAUUGGAAAAGAGAAUGCCACCGCCAUCAAAGCUGAUGCCGGAAACGUCGAAGACAUCUCAAAAUUGGUAGAUGCUACCGUUGAGAAACAUGGAAAGAUCGAUAUUGUAAUCGCGUGUGCAGCGAUCCUGAAGUUGAACGAGUUGGAAGAUAUUACCGAAGCGGAGUUGGACCAGACGUUCAAUUUGAAUGUCAAGGGGCCAUUAUUUCUAGCUCAGAAAUCAGCUCCGCAUAUGGCUCCUGGUUCUCGCAUCAUUCUGUUCUCCACCACUCAAUGUCACGCUAGUACUGUAACGCCAAAUUAUCUGGCAUACAUCAUGUCGAAAGGAGCCAUUGAGCAAAUGACACGAGGUCUUUCGAAAGAUCUCGCACGGAAAGGUAUUACGGUCAAUACGGUAGCACCAGGACCAACUUCAACCGAACUUUUCCUCAAGGGCAAGAGCGAGCAGCUUUUGAAAAUGAUUGCGGGCUUGAAUCCUCAAAAUAGAAUUGGAGAACCAGAAGAGAUUGCAGACGUGGUGGCUUUCUUGAGUAGUAGUGCGAGUUCUUGGGUGACGGGUCAGAUAUUUAAAGUUAAUGGUGGCAUGGCAUAA